Messenger RNA from Microtus oregoni (creeping vole), 515 nucleotides. It is a transcript of the gene Smim41, whose product is annotated as small integral membrane protein 41. The transcript has a single exon. NCBI's taxonomy places the organism in Eukaryota, Metazoa, Chordata, Mammalia, Rodentia, Cricetidae. The coding region runs from base 210 to 476 and encodes 88 amino acids. The record is from RefSeq and is a predicted model, not a curated record.
UUAUGGGCAUGGAAUUGGAGAACAGAAAGGCUUAGCCUAAGAAUCUGGCCUGCCAGAGAAGGACCCAUAGGGUACUUGGAGGAGCCUGGCUAGGAGGGGCCUGAGUUGGGUAGAGUGGGGCGGUAGAGCCCUGGGAGACCCGCCCCUUGAACACAUCUCCGGGCCUCAGCACUCAGGACAGUGUGUACAUCUGGACAGCUGGUGGGAGCAUGAACAGCUCACAGAUGGGAGCUGCGGCCAAGGCUGCCUGGCUGAGCUGCUGUAACCAGUCUGGGUUGCCACUCCAGCCGCCCGAGGGGCCACGACUGGUGCAGGCGGUCAUACUGGGCGUGUUGUCACUUCUGGUGAUCUGCGGGAUCCUGUUCCUGGGUGGUGGACUCCUCCUCCGAGCGCAGGGCCUGAUAGCACCACCGACUCAGGAAAGGCACGCAUCCCCCGAGGCCGAGCCUGGUGCCUGUGGAGGGGAUGACUCCUAGGUGUCAGCCUGUCCACCUCUCCACAGAGAGGCUCAGCCC